AUGUUCAAGUUCGUGGUAUUCCUCCUUCUUUCCGAAAAUGCUCUCUCGUUGGAGUUGGGCGAGACCCCAACUGAAGAAAGAGAAAUUCAAGGGGAGCUUCUGAAAUUCAAGGCUGACAAAGUAACUGCGACUUCCAGCAAAGUAACUGAAGACCAACAGACUUACGAGAAAGUUAGCAAAGAUUACAACACCGUAGGAGUACGAGCACGGCGUAUGACAUAUCGAAGUUGUGGUGAAGUAUCGUACAAUCCCACAUCUUCCAUUUGCUGCGCUGAUCGAGUAAUACGAAUUUCGGGUUUGACUUCCUCGUGCUGUGGAGCCAAAGCUUACAACACAAGGUAUGGCAUGUAUUGCGGUGAUAAAAUUGUCAGAAAAUCAGGCUCAGCCUGUUGCAGUUCCCAACCCUACGACAAAAGAGUCCGAAUGUGCUGCGCCGGUAAAGUAGUCGGUAAAUCUGGCUUUACCUCAGCCUGCUGUGGUUCCAAAUCCUACAACUCAAGAACACAAUUGUGUUGUGAUGGUAAAGUAGUUGGUAGAUCGGUUCCAGCCUUGGCUUGUUGUGGAUCUCAAACCUACGACAAAAGAUUCAGAAUGUGCUGUGGCAAUAAAAUAGUCGGUAAAUCUGGUUUUACCUCAGCCUGCUGUGGUCUACAGUCAUACAACACGCGAAGCCAAAUGUGCUGUGCCGGUAAAAUAGUCGGUAAAUCUGGCUUAACCUCAGCCGCCUGCUGUGGUUCCAAAUCCUACGACACAAGAAGACAAUUGUGUUGUGAUGGUAAAGUAGUUAGUAGAUCAGUUCCAGCCCCACUGGCCUGUUGUGGAUCUCAAACCUACGACAAAAGAUUCCGAAUGUGCUGUGGCGGUUAA
Messenger RNA from Pocillopora verrucosa, 867 nucleotides. RefSeq names its product galaxin-like. The record is from RefSeq and is a predicted model, not a curated record. NCBI's taxonomy places the organism in Eukaryota, Metazoa, Cnidaria, Anthozoa, Scleractinia, Pocilloporidae.